CGUGACCGGGCGCGUCAAUGCGCACUGGAGACUGGAGACGGAGCAAGGGCACCCGAGCCAUCCGCCUCAUUUGCAGACAGAGAGCCUUCCACCCCCCUCGAGAUCACUCGUCGGCCUCGCUCUCUUCCACGCACGGACACGGAGGAAGAACAAAAAAAUAAAAACUUCGUGUGAGAUACGAGUUUGGAUUAUUAAAAUCUGAGAGGAUUCGACUACUGAAAUAGGUUUUCGAAUCCCGGCGCGCGGACGUAACCCGAGGGUCUCUCUCGCUUUUCGAACCAGGCUUUCCAACGCGUCUCAACCCCCCUCGGGUGAGAGAAUCAGUCCUGGAUUUGCUCGCUGGCUCCCUCUUUGCCAAGCAGACCACCGUCCUCGUCAUAUUUAGACGAUAACAUAUAAAAGACGUUUAUUAUUAGUAGUAGUGUAUUAUUUUUUUUAACAGCCUGCGCGAGAGCCUGCUGGAGAGCCCUGCUCCGUGCAGUCGGAUCAAGGAUUUUGUGGAUUAAUGCUCUUGAAGACACGGCGGCGAGCUUCGGGGUUUUUCAUGGGAUAAUUGUGGUCGCGUUGAGGCUUAAUUAGGCCCCAGUUCGUCUCGUUUCCACCGCUCGAGAGUUCGCAAAGAUAGAACCAUGUUUGACACUGUUUUCUGCUGAAAAAUCGGAACUUGUUUCAAGGGGGCGGGGGGGGGGGGGGGUCAGUUCACAAGCCCCUCUAACGCUGCACAUCACCACCGGAAUAAUUGUAACGCAUUCGGGCUCCAUGCUGCCGCUGAGGUGCAUCAGCUGCUAGAUUCAUUUUUUUUGAUAGGCUCGUCUUAACCGUCUGGAUAUGAUGGUUGUUUAUCCCCCGAGGAAGAGCUGACUGUCCCGGGAACCUCGACUGCUUUUCGGGGAUCAAUUCUGCAGGAGAAGGCAACAGAGACUGGCGUAUGCUACAGAUUUCCUCUGCUUAUCCAGCUCCCAGUUCUUCCACCGUCUUUUCUCAGGCUGCUUGUCAUUGCCUGGACUCGGAUCCCGGAAUCUUCAUGAUUUGCGGACACCAUGCGCGUUUUUUAGCCGGGGAACCCUCUUUUCGUCCCGCAUGUUUAGGACCAAACGAUCGGGGCUCGUCCGGCGACUCUGGAGGAGCCGUGCGCCCGUGGAGGGCGACGGGGAGACGGAUAGAGGGACGCAUGGCUCCGGGGGCUGCUGCAUGGGCAAAACGACAAAGGUGGCCAAGUCCAACGCCGGGUCGGAGGCUGAACUGAAGGCGUUGACCCACUCGAUACUGAAAAAGAUCAAAGAGAAACAAUUAGAGGUGCUUUUGCAGGCGGUGGAGUCCAAGGGGGGUGUCCGGAGCCCUUGCUUGCUCCUGCCCAGCAAAGUGGACAUCAAAGUGGGUCAACAGUCUUACUCUCUCCCCAUGCUGCUCUACAAAGUGUUCAGGUGGCCGGACCUCAGGCAUUCCUCGGAGCUGAAGAGGCUGUCUUGCUGUGAAUCCUACGGGAAAAUCAACCCAGAGCUCGUUUGCUGCAACCCGCACCACAUGAGCAGACUUUGUGAACUCGAGUCUCCUCCUCCUCCAUAUUCGCGCUAUCCCAUGGACUAUCUUAAACCACCAGAUUCUCCAGACUCUGGACCGUCAUCCAAUGAUACUGGGGGAACGACAUACUCGGCCCCUGUGGGGCUUUCAGAUUCCCUGGCAUUGCAGGAGUCUGGCGAUCGGGCCCAUUGGUGCGUGGUGGCAUACUGGGAGGAGAAGACACGCGUGGGACGCCUCUACUCAGUCCAGGAGCCCUCUCUGGACAUCUUCUAUGAUCUACCUCAGGGGAACGGCUUCUGCCUGGGCCAGCUCUGCUCCGACAACAAGUCCCAGCUGGUGCAGAUGGUGCGGGCCAAGAUUGGCUAUGGCAUCCAGCUGACGCGUGAGCCAGACGGGGUGUGGGUCUACAACCGCAGCUGCUACCCCAUCUUCAUUAAGUCGGCCACACUGGACAACCCGGACUCGCGCACGCUGCUGGUGCACAAGGUGUUCCCCGGUUUCUCCAUCAAAGCUUUUGACUAUGACAAAGCCGGCAGCCUGCAGAGGCCGAACGACCACGAGUUCACGCAGCAGCCUCGCACGGGCUUCACGGUGCAGAUAAGCUUUGUGAAAGGCUGGGGACAGUGCUACACCAGACAGUUCAUCAGCAGCUGCCCGUGCUGGUUGGAAGUCAUCUUCAACACCCGAUAGCGGCAGCUUUCCUCUUCUUCACCCUCCUCGCCUCUUCUGCCCCCUCACAAACAGACUACGCCCACUUUUCCUUUUUUUUGUUUCAGAGAGGUCCAAACAGAGAAAAGAAAAAGUUUUAAAAGAAGAAGAAGAAGAAGAAGAAGAAAGUAUAAAAUUCUGAUGGACUUUGUUUAAUAAAUGGCUAAGAUUUAAUUAAAUAAAAUAAGAAGCGAAAAUGUAUUUUAUGUUAUAUAUAAAUAUAUUAUUAAUUGUAAAUAUGAAGACGUUUUAUAUGCAUCAUUAUUUAUGUAUUGUGCAAUGUGUUGAUGAGAAAAAGAAAAUAAGAUGCACUUUGCUUAAUAUAAAUGCAAAACAAAGAAAUGCC
Molecule: messenger RNA, 2575 nt
Organism: Cyclopterus lumpus (lumpfish)
Lineage: Eukaryota; Metazoa; Chordata; Actinopteri; Perciformes; Cyclopteridae
Gene: smad7
Product: SMAD family member 7
Exons: 4
Coding region: 1081-2211 (376 amino acids)
Biological process (GO): BMP signaling pathway; transforming growth factor beta receptor signaling pathway; regulation of transcription by RNA polymerase II
Cellular component (GO): heteromeric SMAD protein complex
Molecular function (GO): I-SMAD binding; transcription regulator inhibitor activity
Source: RefSeq, a predicted model, not a curated record